AUGGGCGCUGCAUCAAGCCACAGCCCACAACCGUUCACAAUCUCCCCUCCCCUCGACGUUCUGCGCCACAUCGUCGAAAUCGCCGCCUUCGAUGAUCCGGAAAGUGCUUGCUCGCUAGCUCGGGUCUCGAGGGACUUCCAGGCGUGGGUUGAGCCUGUCUUGUAUAGGACCGUCGUCCUAUCUUUCAAAAGCCAUGUCGCCAACUUCGAAACCACGAUAAGAACCCGCAGAGUCCUUCAGAAGUACGUCAAGGACCUUGUCGUCCGUUUCCCCGCUUGUCUUCCAGUCCCCCUCCUCGCCGAAUGCUGUGCAUCCCUUGAGAGCUUGUAUAUUGAUGUCGGGGACCUCAACCGGCUCCAGGAUCUGCCAGCAUUGCCCUCGUCUCUGAAGCAAAUAACUACGUGUGGACCCUCGUACCUUGGAUCUUUGUCUUCACUACCCCCGCAUUCCAACCUCACCCACCUAGUUUGUGUCGGUGACAUACCUCGAAACGUGGACCAAGAUCCUGCGUCUUUCCCCAUGCUCACCCACUUCGCAUGUCACUAUCGAGUCCAAGGGGGCGUUGCGAGCAUCCUACCCGAAAUGACUGCAGCACAGUUGAUCAACGUGCUAGAGCCGGUCCUACGCACACUCCUUCGGUGCAACACCCUGCAGGUUUUCAUACUUCUCGUCCAAGACGAUGGGUGCCCCACUGUACCUUCUGAAGUCCAGAUAAGAAGCCGCAUGUUGCAUGACCUGUCGGAAUACCUUUCGGAUGAUCGCGUCGUUCUGAUGGGAGUUCCGCCACGCACGGUGCCAACGUCCAACUUGCUUGAGAAUUGGGACUAUAGGACAGGACGCAUGUGGUAUACAGCGAGAAGGAUAGCAGAGAGUAGGAAGCACAUGUAUUCCGCGUUAUAG
Messenger RNA from Pleurotus ostreatus (oyster mushroom), 900 nucleotides. RefSeq lists its product as uncharacterized. The transcript has a single exon. Lineage: Eukaryota; Fungi; Basidiomycota; Agaricomycetes; Agaricales; Pleurotaceae. The record is from RefSeq and is a predicted model, not a curated record. The coding region runs from base 1 to 900 and encodes 299 amino acids.